AUGAUCACGCACCAUGACACCAUUCGAGCCUUCAUGGCCAAACUCUACCUCUGGAAAUAUCAAAUUCAGCAGGGAAAUGCAGCCAGUUUCAGGAACUUGGAUUCUGGUCUCGCUAACAGUAACCUCGUCUUUGACUUGAAAGCAGAAUUCAUCAGAUACUUCCGAGAUAUAGAUGACAAGCGUGAAGCCUGGAAAUUCAUCAGGAACCCAUUUCAACGUGAAGUAGCUGAUGUUGCUGAUGAAGUCCAAGAAGAGUUCCUAGAAUUGAAGUUCAACUCUACAGCUAAAGAGGACUUCAAAGAUAUGGAUUUGGAGACGUUCUGGGGCAAAUACCUUCCUGUUUACCCUCUGAUCUCACAUCAGGCUCUUCGGAUUCUAACAAUGUUUGGAUCCACAUAUCUAUGUGAAACUGCAUUUUCCACGCUCGUUGCUAUCAAAACCAAGUACGGAAACCGCCUGAACGUUGAACGGGACUUACGUUGUGCACUCUCAAGCAUUCGACCAUGUAUUCAAGAUCUGGUAGCUUAG
Molecule: messenger RNA, 528 nt
Organism: Macrobrachium nipponense
Lineage: Eukaryota; Metazoa; Arthropoda; Malacostraca; Decapoda; Palaemonidae
Product: zinc finger BED domain-containing protein 5-like
Exons: 1
Coding region: 1-528 (175 amino acids)
Molecular function (GO): protein dimerization activity
Source: RefSeq, a predicted model, not a curated record